UUUGACAGUUCAUUAUUGUAUUGUUGAAUGUUGAUAUUUUUUUCAGAUAUAUUUAUUAUUAUCCCAAGAUAAAUAAAUAAAAAACUUUAUCAUUGAUUAAUUAUUUAUAGUAAUUACACAAUGAAACAUUAAAAAAGUGUACAAUACAAAAAUUGUUGAGAUGGAGCUACAAGAACAUCCCAAUAGCGAUUCGGAUACGGUCUUUGCUGAUUCAGAACUACCUUCGGAGAACCUAGACCCCCUGGAUUCGGCCCUAAACGAACUAGGCAUGCUGGCUACCAGCACCAAUUCGAGAAAAAAAUACCUUGCGGAAAUCAAAACCCAAAACUACCUUAACAACAUGCUAACAACCAUCAAUACUCGAUACGUCAGCAAUGUAUCGAUAGGUUUCCGAGUGAAGCCCCAUGCACCUUCGAACAGGUAUAGACCCUACCAAACCCCUCUAAAAGAGCGCCACAGGACCAGAUCGGAAAACAACGACUCAGAACCAAGUGUCGCUCAGAAAAUCAUCGAUUCUAUAACGGCAUCGAUAGCUGAAAUGUCGCAGCUGAAAAAAGCCAAAUCAUUGGAGAGCAUUGUGGCCGAAGGGGGCGAGGAUAUGGAUUUGGGGAGUAUCAAGUUUGAGAGUCAUGGGGAGCUGGAACAAGUGUCCGAAGCUGUGCAAAAACUUCGAGUAGCCGAAUGAGAGUUUUGUGAUAAAUUUUAGUAUUAUUUAUUCAAGUGUAGCUUAAUAAUUUAUGAGUAAAAUUAUGUAUAUUUCAUGCAAGAUAAUUGGGUGUUUU
Messenger RNA from Ceutorhynchus assimilis (cabbage seed weevil), 782 nucleotides. The record is from the annotation of a GenBank genome assembly. Lineage: Eukaryota; Metazoa; Arthropoda; Insecta; Coleoptera; Curculionidae.